Molecule: messenger RNA, 813 nt
Organism: Rotaria sordida
Lineage: Eukaryota; Metazoa; Rotifera; Eurotatoria; Philodinida; Philodinidae
Source: the annotation of a GenBank genome assembly
AUGGCAGAAGACAAUCCAGUUGAGCUAGCGACGUUAGGACGUCCAUUUCAGUUAGGUAUGCUGUAUGAUCAAAGAAGUGAUCAGAUUAUUCCAGGUACUACAUUAUGGGAUAUUGAAGAAUUAAAAAAAAAUGUUGAUGUACGAUUACAGCCGUUUACAAAUUAUGAAUUGGUCGCUGAAGAUUCAAUCAAUGACAAAACUCAUGCGCUUGGAGUACAAGCAGAACUUAAAUUAAGCUUACUUGCAGGUUUAAUUAGUGUAUCCGGUUCUGGAAAAUACGCUGAAGAUCGAAAAUCGUCUAACUCACAAGCACGUCUUACUCUUAAAUAUUCCACAACGACACGAUUUGAACAAUUAACAAUGAAUCAUUUGGCAAAGGGUAAUGCAAAACAUUCAUAUUUAUUGGCUAAUGGAGCAACUACUGCUACACAUGUUGUUACAUCAGUUUUGUAUGGUGCUGAAGCAUUUUUUAUUUUCGAUCGGACCUUAUCCUCAGAGGAAAAUCAUCAAGAUGUGCAAGGAAAACUUGAAAUUAUGCUUAAAAAAAUUCCAAAAUUUGAAAUAAGUGGUAAUGGAGAAUUAAAUUUAAAUGAAAAUGAUAAAGUGUUUAUUGAUAAAUUAACAUGUACAUUAUAUGGAGAUUUUAAUUUUGAUUAUAAUCCAAGUACAUUUGAAGAAGCUGUUAAACUAUAUCAACAAUUGCCAAUGUAUCUUGGUAAGAAUGGUGAGAAUGCUGUACCAAAAAAAGUUUGGCUUUAUCCAUUGAAAGCAAUCGAUCCGACUGGAACAUUGAGAAUUGUAUAUCAAAUUUGA